AAACUAUUCCUAAUCUGGUUAAAGAUGACUGGACCUACAACCCAUAUUUUUACUUUCAACAAGAUGUUCAUCUUAACUUUUACAAUACUGAACAUACUACUGACCCAGACCCAAGACCCCUUCCACAUUUAUCACAUCCAUGUUUUAACUGA
Messenger RNA from Ambispora leptoticha, 152 nucleotides. Lineage: Eukaryota; Fungi; Glomeromycota; Glomeromycetes; Archaeosporales; Ambisporaceae. The record is from the annotation of a GenBank genome assembly.